CUGCGUGAUGACGUCAUGUUUUUAUAUCGAUGGUUACUCGCACUUUCGACGGAUCUGAAUUGUUGACGCUAAAGCUAAAGAUUAGCAUGUCCUCUGUCAGUCACUGUGAGCAAUACAAACCCCAGUAGACAACAACAACAGGACAUAAAGCUGAGAGGGGACAACAUGUCUACGUGUAAAAGACUGCUUCACUUUGUGAAGCACAGGAGCCUGUGGACCAGUGUCCGGAGACAUGUCACCACUUGGUCUCCUGUGGGAGCCGCGUUCAAUGCCAAGCCUGUCCGGAGACUGGACAUGUUGGACAAGAGCGUGGGUUUGUUUGGAGUGCCAGAGCUGAGCUGUCCUGCAGGUUUCCAGAUCGCCACCGAGACGUCUCUGAAAAACACGGAGCUGCUGGUGGAAAAAGUUUGUUCUUGUCCUCCAGGUGCAGAGACUGUGGAGUCUUUUGACCAGCUGUCAGAUGGGUUGUGUAAAGUGGCCGAUCUGGCUGACUUUAUAAAAGUGGCUCAUCCAGAUCCAGCUUUCCGUGAGGCUGCAGAGAAGACCUGCAUAGCGAUCGGCACAGUUGUCGAGAAACUGAACACUAAUGUUGAGUUAUGCAAGAGUCUGAAGAAUUUGCUGGACAACCCAGAUGUUGUGGCUCAGCUGGAACCUGAAACAAGAAGAGUAGCAGAGUUAUUCAUGUUCGACUUUGAAAUCAGUGGAAUUCAUCUGGAUGACAAACUGAGGAAAGAGGCGGUCGCUCUGCACGUGAAGCUUUUGGAUCUGAGCAAUGAGUUUUUGGUCAGCUCUCACAUGCCCAACAGAAUUGCGAGAUCUGUAAUUCCUGAACAUCUUCACCUGCACUUUGCAAAUGAAGGAAGCUUCAUCCAAGUUGGGGGACUGCAUGCAGACUCUCCUGAUAACUUGGUGCGGGAGAUUGCCUACAGGAUUUACCUCUAUCCUAAUGCUGACCUGAUGAGGUGUCUGGAAGAGCUGCUGGAGUGCAGAUACAAAAUGGCCAAACUGGUGGGCUACAAGUCGUACGGUCACAGAGCCCUGAAGGGAACGAUGGCCAAAACACCAGAGACUGUGAUGAGCUUUCUGCAGUUGUUAACAGACAAGCUGUCAGACAGAACAGCAACAGACUUCAAGAUGAUGAGCGACAUGAAGAAGAAACUCAACCCUCGGAAUUCUGAGCUCAUGCCCUGGGAUCAUCCGUUCCUCAGCGGUGUCUUGCGUGCUGAAAGGUACAACAUAGAGCCCAGUCUGUACAGUCCCUACCUGUCUCUGGGUGCCUGUAUGGAGGGUUUGAACAACCUCUUCUCUCAGUUGUACGGUGUUUCCCUGAUGUCUGAACAUCCCAGUGCUGGAGAGGUGUGGAGCGAGGACGUCCGCAAACUGGCCGUGGUACAUGAGACGGAGGGACUACUGGGAUAUAUCUACUGUGACUUUUUCCACCGCUCAGAUAAACCUCACCAGGACUGUCACUUCACCAUCCGUGGCGGCCGCUGGUGCAAGGAAGUGGGUCAGUACCAGCUGCCGGUCGUGGUGCUGAUGCUAAGUCUGCCCCUACCGUCCAAGAGCGCCCCCACCCUACUCACCCCAGGCAUGAUGGAGAACCUCUUCCAUGAGAUGGGGCAUGCCAUGCACUCCAUGCUGGGUCGCACUCGCUACCAGCAUGUCACAGGAACCAGAUGUGCAACAGACUUUGCCGAAGUCCCAUCCAUCCUCAUGGAGUACUUUGCAACUGACUAUCGAGUCAUCAGCCAGUUUGCACGCCAUUAUGAAACUGGACAGCCUCUACCUGAGCGUAUGGUGGCUCGACUGUGUGAGUCAAAGAAGGUGUGCGGAGCUGCAGACACCCAGCUGCAGAUUUUCUACGCAGUCUUGGACCAGAUCUAUCACAGCAAACCUCAAAACAGCUCCACCACGGAAAUCCUGAAAGAUAUGCAGCAGCAAUUCUAUGGCUUGCCUUAUACUCCCAAUACGGCAUGGCAGCUGAGAUUCAGCCACCUGAUUGGCUAUGGGGCCAAGUAUUACUCUUACCUCAUGUCCCGGGCUGUGGCCUCAAUGGUGUGGCGACAGUGCUUCGUUCAGGAUCCUUUAAACAGGGACAUGGGAGAACGUUACCGUCGGGAGAUGCUGUCCCAUGGAGGAGCCAAGGAGCCCAUGCUAAUGGUGGAAGGGAUGCUGCAGAGACGACCCACCAUCGAGGAGUUUGUGGACGCGCUGGUGUCUGAGCUCAACCCGAACUUUGAGACCUUCAUCAUGGACUCUGAGAGCUGAAAGACGUUGCUGCUGACGUGGAAACGGACUUGAACCUUUGCUGCUGAGUCGAGAGGUGAAGGCUACGGCAGCGUAGCACUCACUUAGCAGCUUCACAUUGUCUGUAAAUGAAUUAUCGGCAUUUUAUACAAUGCUGCUCUCUCUAAAGGUCACAUUGACUUUUUAAAAAAACGUUUAAAAACAUUUCCUAAUAAAUGUAUCUAAAUUCA
This is a messenger RNA of Hippoglossus stenolepis (Pacific halibut), 2477 nucleotides long. Its product is annotated as mitochondrial intermediate peptidase. The coding region runs from base 166 to 2268 and encodes 700 amino acids. The record is from RefSeq and is a predicted model, not a curated record. Lineage: Eukaryota; Metazoa; Chordata; Actinopteri; Pleuronectiformes; Pleuronectidae. The transcript has 20 exons. Gene Ontology annotation, molecular function: metalloendopeptidase activity. Gene Ontology annotation, biological process: peptide metabolic process. Gene Ontology annotation, cellular component: mitochondrion.